AUGAGCAACCUCAAGUUAGGGGUGUUGGUUGUGAGUGCUCAUGACCUUAUUGUGCCCAAAGAUGGGCGGGGCGCAGCCAGUGCAUUUGUGGAGCUCCACUUUGAUAAUCAGACAUUCCAAACCGUCACAAAAGAAAGAGAUGCCAAUCCUGUUUGGGAUCAAAGCUUCUACUUCAACAUCUCUGAUCCAAAACGCCUACCUAACCUCACUCUUGAAGCUCAUGUUUACCACUUUAAAGAAGACAGCUCCAAAUCUUUCCUUGGCAAGGUUUGUCUUCCUGUGAGAUCUUUAUCUGUCCCGUACUCUUUGCAGCACCACCCUCUGCGAAAAAAAGGCAUUUUGUUUAACUCACGUGUGAAAGGAGAGCUUGGUCUGAAAGUUUUUGUUAUUGAUGGAGAUGGCCAUGACCUUCCAAUGAACUCUGGGAUGCAUGAUGAGAUUGAGUCUCAACAACCACAGCCUGAACCGGAGUCUAAACCAGAGUCUUCUAAAGAUGAUGACUUGUCAUCAUCUUCGGAUUAUUUGCUGAAGGAGACAAAUCCUUACCUGGGAAGGGGGCAAAUUGUUCAAGGUCGAUUAGUACCUGGGGAUGUCAGCACCUAUGACCUUGUUGAAACAAUGCAUUACCUGUUUGUAUUAAUUGUAAAGGCCCGGCUCGACUUUGCUUUAAAUUCGGAGGAUGUGGCAGGGAGCCUUAAAACUUAUCUUGAAAUAAAAGUUGGGAAUUGCAAUGCAAUUACAAAACAUGUUGAGAGAAAACAGAACCCUGAAUGGAAUGAGGUAUUUGCCUUUGCAAAGGACUACAAUCUGGAGCCAUCUGCAUUGGAUGUUGUGGUCAAAGAUGAUGAUCAAUUUUUUGGGUCUUUGCAUUUUGAUCUCAAGGAAUUUACUACACGAGUUCCACCUGAUAAGCCAGGGGCUCCAAAAUGGUAUCAGAUAGAAGACAAGGAUGUGGAGAUCAAGAAGAAAGGGGAACUGAAGCUGGCUGUGUGGCAUGGCACCCAAGCAGAUGUGGCUUUUCCAUAUGCCUGGCAUUCUGAUGCCAGCCUUCCUCCUCAUGUUUCUUCAGAUGCUGAUGCGCAUAUCCGAGCAAAAGUUUACCAUUCGCCAAGAUUAUGGUACAUACGGGUAAAAGUGAUUGAGGCACACGACUUGGUUGCAUCUGACAAGUCUCGUGUCCCCGAGGCAUAUGCACAAGUGAUGAUUGGUAAUCAGUGUUUGAAGACAAAGAUAUUUUCACAACCAAGAAAAGAAGAGACAGAAACAGCUCAAUCUCCAAUAUUGAACCCAGUGUGGAAUGAGGACCUGAUGUUUGUUGCUGCUCAACCCUUUGGCGAUGAUCAACAUCUGAUGGUUUCAGUUGAAGACCGCGUAAGUCCAGACAAAGACGAGACCUUAGGAAAGGUAGCCAUAGCAUUAAACUCUAUUGAGAAGCCUACUGAUGAUCAAAGUAUCUCUAGCCAGUGGUUUACCCUUGAAACCUCAAUAAUGUCAGAUUCUAUGAAGGGGAAGCAGCAGAGCAAAGACAAAGAUGAAAAGUUAUCCAGUAGAAUACAUCUCCAUGUUUGUCUUGAAGGAGGGUACCAUGCGCUUGAUGAGCCAACUAACUACAGCAGCGACCUUCAACCGGCAGCUACACAAAUCUGGAAGCCAUGUAUAGGGGUCAUAGAACUCGGAGUUCUAAAUGCUUCAGAGCUACUCCCAAUGAAAACAAGGGAGGGGAAGGAUACAUCAGACACAUAUUGUGUAGCAAAGUAUGGGCACAAAUGGGUUCGUACUCGAACCAUAACUGACAGCCUAAGCCCAAAAUUCAAUGAGCAACACACUUGGGAUGUAUACGAUCUUCACACAGUUCUCACGGUGGGGGUUUUCGAUAACAGUCGGGUUGGUAACCAUGCAAAUGGAAACAAAGAUGAGAAAUUUGGCAAGGUCCAGAUUCGAAUCUCCACCCUUGAGUCUGGCCGUGUCUACACUUUCUCUUAUCCAUUGAUAUCACUUCGUCCUUCGGGUGUCAAGAAGACGGGUGAAUUGCACCUUGCAGUUAGAUUUUCAUGCACAUCACUGGUAAACAUGAUGUUUCUAUACUCCCAACCCCUUUUGACUGGCAUGCAGCAAGACAUGUUGUAUGACCAAGCUGUGUUGAUGGUGGCAGAUAGUCUUGGUCUUGAGAAGGAAGUAGUUCAAUACACUUCCUCUAAUGCAGAAGGGUCUGAUGUUUGGAGCGUGAGGCGCAGCAAGGCAAACGUUUUCAGGCUUAUGUCAGUUUUCUCUGGGUUGGUUGGUGUUGCACAAUGGUUUGGAGAAGUACGCGUGUGGAAAAAUCCCCUUACGACAGCUCUAGUGCAUGUCCUGUUUGUGAUGAUCAUAAGCUCUCCACAGCUGAUCUUGCCGACUGUUUUCCUCUACAUGUUUGUUACAGGGAUUUGGAAUUUCCAGUACCGACCAAGAUACCCUGCUCACAUGGACACAAAGCUCUCACAAGCAGAUUCUGUGCUCCCCGAUGAGCUUGACGAAGAACUUCACACACUCCCAACAUCAACAUUAGAUCUUCCAGAUGAUAUAGUCCGGAUGAGGUAUGAUCGCUUGAGGAGUAUUGCCGGAAGGUUUCAAAAUAUGAUGGGUGAUGUUGCUACUGAAUUGGAGCGGAUUCAGGAAAUUCUCAGAUGGCCCGAUUCUCAUGCCAAAGCUAUGUUUGCUAUAUUCUGUCUUGUGGCUGCUGUUGUGUUUUAUUUUACACCUUUCCAGGUUGUGGUUCUUGUUGCCGGGUUUUACUACAUGAGGCACCCCAAAUACAGGAGCAAGAUGCCAGUACCAUCAGCCCUGGUUAACUUCUUCCAACGCCUGCCAGCCAAGACAGAUUAUAUGUUGUAA
Molecule: messenger RNA, 2871 nt
Organism: Prunus armeniaca (apricot)
Lineage: Eukaryota; Viridiplantae; Streptophyta; Magnoliopsida; Rosales; Rosaceae
Source: the annotation of a GenBank genome assembly